AUGUCACCAUCCUCAUUGACCGCUGCCAACCUUUACGACAAUCAAUGCACCAGCCUCUUUGGCGAUCCUGUCCCACCAUCACCGGAAAUAUGUUUCGAGGAAUUAGAUAAGGACUUGUACAGGACUCUUCGUGGUAGAUCCGACUCCAUGCAGAGCAAUAGCAUAGUCGAUGAUUUUCCCAAGGCUAAUUCGUUUGCAACGCCUGGCGACAAGGGUAGUGGACUUAGUAACAGCCAAAGGAUAUCGUCUAGUAGACUUAGCAGACGUGAAAGCGAUGAUCAGCCUACGAUAAGGAUAUUCACACCAACGAUUAAUCGGCUAGCUAGCAUUAGUCCAACGGAAGACCUUAAGUAUUCAGUUGGUACAACGGUUCCAGUAGGUAGAUAUUUACCACAAAACUCUGCUUCCAAUCGACCUCAAUUGGUGGUUAGUCCUCCUAGUCAGGACUAUGAUCCCGCUGAUCUGUGGAAUGAUAAUGUGGCUAACAAGAAUCGAAGGAGAUCUUCAGAACUCUCCGAAGUUCUAAGUGCCAAUCUAGGAACUAUCCGGAGUCAACAGAAGCCAGAGAAUGAUACAAAACGGAUCUUUUCCAAGGAACCAAUGCGAUUCCGUAGGCAAGGGUCAAAUGAAUCAUUUUCUAGUGGGGAGUGGUUUAAACCAAGUAACGACUACCAAGAGUGGGCGAAAAUACCAAGACUGAGACCGAGUUCAAAGAACGUCAUGUCAAUAAACCAGGAGUCAGGAAAUCAUCGUGAAUCACCUCUAGCGUCUCUAAUACAAGGUUCCACCACGUCAACGAGUAGUGAUGAAAAAGCAAGUCCGGAAACAGUGAAGAUGAAUACUAUUCCUAACGAUACCCCCUUAGUAAUUAUAUCUCGCGAUGUAGAUGAAUACGGGGAAAUGGAGGAAUCCCCACCAAAGGAACUUCCGCCCCCUGAGGCAGCCACAAUUCCUAAGGAACUACCGUUGCCUAUUAUGACCAACGCUGUAACCACCGGUUCGAAUUUUAGAGCGAACCCUCCAAGGCCACAAAAGAAACCAUCCUUUACAAUCAUAGCCGAGCGAUCACCACAGUCAUCACGACCUACUAGUCCUAGCCCUCUGAACAGUGGGCGCGUUUCACCUUUCCUUGGAUAUGGCUUCAAGGAAUCACCACGUCCAACUUCCAGACGGAAGUCAUCACAAUCAUCGAAAAUUCAACUCCCGAAUAUCACCGAUCCGAACAACAAUUUGAAUACCUCAGAUGAUUCGGUCCGACCCUUAGUACAGUUCAAUAUGUCUUCCUUAUCUGGACCGUCUGCACAAGACCCUUCAACAAAAGGUUCCCUUCUACAAAGGCCUAAAGUUCCCACAAGAACGAAAAAGAAACAAAAACUAAAGCAAACUGAAAAACCGAAGGGCCUCCCGAAAGUUCAUAGUUUUGAAUCGCUUCCAAAAAUUACGAAAACCUCUGCCCCGAAGCUUCCAUCGCGACGUUUGAGUAAGACCUCAAUUGAAUUGAGUUCCGGAGUGAAAAACAGUCUUCCUCUGCCAAGUCACAAUCCUACCAGUAAACAAAAAGGAGUGCUCAGGGUAUUUAGUGCUGACAGUUCCCCAUCGGAGAAUCCAGAUACCGAGGCUGCAAAUGGAAGAAAAGCGUCGCUAAAACGAAGGAAUUCACUUUCUCCAGUACGCAAAGACCAAAGAAGAGAUUCUGUUUCAAGUGAAAGGCGUAGUUCAAGCCUAACAAUGCCCAGAAGUUCUAUUACUUCAGAUCGCCGAAGUUCCAAUCUUAGUACCGUUACGACUUCUGACUUCAGUUUCCGACGGAACUCAAUAUCGCCACCAAGAAACACUAUUGAUCCAAGUAUGUUGAGUGCGCGAAGUGUCAAGUCUUCUCCCAGAUCGCCUCGAAGAGUAGCCAAACCCACCAGUCUUUCGCCCAUAAUUGGUACCCCAAACAAAGAUACUCAACUUAGUACGGAAGAGCAACUUCCCACUGGUUCCAACAGUCGAAGAAGCUCUCAGUCCAGAAUACCUCUUGUUGAAGGUUCAAAUACUCCUUCCCGUUCGAAUUCACGAGUAGCAUCAAGAAAUAAUUCACGAGUCCCAUCAGCGGUCAAUUCCCGAGCAGCUUCUCCUAGUAAAGACUUCUUACCCAUAUCGCGACCUAAUUCACGGGUAACUUCUAGACCCACAUCACGAUCCAGUUCCCGGGGCGACACGAGAAUUCCAUCCAGGAUUCCAUCGAGAUCUAAUUCUCGGAGCAGCGUUUAUGAAAGGGUCGAUCCAAUUACGAAAAAAGCAGCAAGUUUAAGUCCACCAAAAAGUCGAAGAGUAAGCCCUAUUCCGAAAAAAAGCCGAAGUGAAAGUCCUAAGAAGUCACCCAGGCGUUCGGCGAGUCCGCGUAAAUCACCAUCGCCACCACGAACUCGAAGUGUUAGCCGUACUGAACGACGCUCCGCUUCUAUGAGUAGAUCCCCAAUGCUUAUGAAAUCACCUACCCCAGCGCAAGAAGAAAAAAUCCAACAACCCACACCACAGACGUCGCGAAUACCUUCCAGGAAGGAUCCUGGAGUAAGUGCCAAAAAAGUGUCUAAUAAUUUGAAAAAACCUGAAAUAACAGUGAAGCGGUCAUCGUCAGUUGGAAGGACAAGUACUGUUAAGAAGGGAAAAGAAACUAGUUCUGUGGGGAAACCCUCGGGAAGUGAAGCCUCUAGCCUGAAGCCUUCUUCAAGCUUUAGAGGUGGAGUUUCAUCAGUGAAAAGAGAGACCUCCAAUCUUCGGAGAGAAACUUCGAAUGUUCGAAAAGAGAAAGAAAAGGAGAAAGAGAAGGUAAAGACAAACCUACGAAAAGGACCGUCUAAUUUAAAAAAGGAAUCAUCAGACCAGAAAAAGGCAAGCAGUACCGUGAAACCUGUUAAAAAGGAUGGAACGACUUCGAAGGGAAUGGCUUCAAAUCUUCCAAAGGCAGCAUUGAAAAAUAUCAAACGUGAAACCUCUAAUGUAAAACGCGAAACUUCUACUGUAAAACGGGAAGCCGGGAAGGAUCGAAUUUAA
Molecule: messenger RNA, 3039 nt
Organism: Hermetia illucens (black soldier fly)
Lineage: Eukaryota; Metazoa; Arthropoda; Insecta; Diptera; Stratiomyidae
Product: protein stum-like
Exons: 4
Coding region: 1-3039 (1012 amino acids)
Source: RefSeq, a predicted model, not a curated record